AUGUCCUUCACUACCAAGUUCGCGAUGUGGUGGGGGAGUGUUACCACCAAGACCGAAAACCUCUUCAACAAGGAAAAGCAACGCCUGGUCGCCCACGAGUACUAUGACAACCCCAACCCAAAGUCCGCUCGACCGAAGAGCAUGCACUCAAUCCGCGGUAGCAUGCGAGCAGCGGGAAGCACCCGCAGCUUCCAAAGCGCUGAUGACACUGAGAAGCGCUCUAAGUCGUCUCAUCAGCAGCAAGAAAGGAAGUACGAGGGUACCGUAGAACAGGUCUCAGGAUACAGUAACUCGCAGUACAGCGGCGCGCAGCAGGGCCAGUACAUACAAGACCCGAAGUAUAUGCACCAACAGCAGUAUCAGGGCUAUCCAAAUCAAGGCUAUAACCAAGCCUACUAG
Molecule: messenger RNA, 399 nt
Organism: Leishmania braziliensis MHOM/BR/75/M2904
Lineage: Eukaryota; Euglenozoa; Kinetoplastea; Trypanosomatida; Trypanosomatidae
Exons: 1
Coding region: 1-399 (132 amino acids)
Source: RefSeq, a predicted model, not a curated record